Messenger RNA from Gracilinanus agilis (Agile Gracile Mouse Opossum), 640 nucleotides. Its product is annotated as B-cell lymphoma 6 protein-like. The annotation marks the transcript as partial. NCBI's taxonomy places the organism in Eukaryota, Metazoa, Chordata, Mammalia, Didelphimorphia, Didelphidae. Gene Ontology annotation, molecular function: DNA-binding transcription factor activity; RNA polymerase II cis-regulatory region sequence-specific DNA binding. Gene Ontology annotation, biological process: regulation of transcription by RNA polymerase II. The record is from RefSeq and is a predicted model, not a curated record. The transcript has 3 exons.
AGCCCAGCCCGCGGUGCUACUUGCUCUUCUCGAGCUGUCCUGGAGCGUGAGGGUCCGCGAGGGUCCGCACGGCUGUGCCUCCUGCCUUCCCUUCCCCGUCCUCUGAGCCCCGCUCGGGGCCGGAUUGUCUGGGGGUGCCUGGAGCGGAGCCACCCUGAGCCUCCUCCUGACCCGGAGCCUCCCUGCUUCCCCUCCCUAGAAAACGGAGCUUUCUUCUGUAACGAGUGCGACUGCCGCUUCUCGGAGGAGGCGUCCCUGAAGAGGCACACCCUGCAGACGCACAGCGACAAGCCUUACAAAUGUGACCGCUGCCAGGCCUCCUUCCGCUACAAGGGCAACCUCGCCAGCCACAAGACCGUCCACACGGGGGAAAAACCCUAUCGGUGCAACAUUUGUGGCGCCCAGUUCAACCGGCCGGCCAACCUGAAGACUCACACCCGCAUCCACUCUGGGGAGAAGCCGUACAAGUGCGAGACCUGCGGAGCGCGAUUCGUGCAGGUGGCCCACCUGCGUGCCCACGUGCUCAUCCACACCGGCGAGAAGCCCUACCCGUGUGAGAUCUGCGGCACCCGCUUCCGGCACCUGCAGACCCUCAAAAGCCACUUGCGCAUCCACACGGGAGAAAAGCCCUACCAUGUAC